Messenger RNA from Microplitis mediator, 1592 nucleotides. It is a transcript of the gene Ost48, whose product is annotated as dolichyl-diphosphooligosaccharide--protein glycosyltransferase 48 kDa subunit. Gene Ontology annotation, cellular component: endoplasmic reticulum membrane; oligosaccharyltransferase complex. The transcript has 3 exons. NCBI's taxonomy places the organism in Eukaryota, Metazoa, Arthropoda, Insecta, Hymenoptera, Braconidae. The record is from RefSeq and is a predicted model, not a curated record. The coding region runs from base 101 to 1405 and encodes 434 amino acids.
CUAUUAAAUUUUUUUCUACACACAGGCAUCUAUAUCUGUAAUCAUAAAAUCGCUCUCGUGGCACAUAUCGUAUCCAUUUAAUUAAACCCCGAGAGUGAUCAUGUAUUUUGGCCAAAGUUUAUUUUAUUUUCUCUGCAUUUUCACAUUUGCAAAUGCCGGUGGACGUACACUUGUUCUCCUUGAUAAUCUUGGAAUUAAGGAAACACAUUCAAUAUUUUUUAAAUGGCUCCAAGACCGUGAUUACACGUUGACAUACAAGCUAGCCGAUGAUGCUAAUCUGGUUCUUUCAAAGUAUGGAAAUUAUUCGUACGAGCAUUUAAUUAUUUUUUCACCGUCAGUUGAAGAAUUCGGGGGAGCAUUAAAUGUUGAAACGAUAACUGAAUUUAUUGACAAUGGCGGUAAUGUUUUGGUAUCUGGUUCAUCUCAAUCUGGUGAAGCUCUGAGAGAAUUAGCAAGCGAGUGUGGAUUUGAAUUAGACCAAGAAGGCGCCAGUGUUAUCGACCACUUGAAUUACGACGUGACUGACGAUGGACAUCAUACAAAAAUAGUCGCGGACCCAGAAAAUCUUAUCAAUGCUCCGGUUAUUGUUGGAAACAGACAAGUUGCUCCAUUGCUUUAUGAAGGAACUGGAUUGAUUGCUGACCGGGAGAAUCCACUAGUUCUCCGCUUACUCACAGGAUCCAGCUCGGCAUACUCGUACAAUCCUAAGCAGCAGAUAAAAGAUUAUCCCCAUGCUGUUGGAAAAAAUACUCUACUAAUUGCUGCACUUCAAGCGAGAAAUAAUGCUCGUGUUCUAUUUACUGGCUCCCUUUACUUCUUCAGUGACGAAGCUUUUACUAGUGCUAUUGAAAAGGCUCAAGAUGGUAAACGCUAUGAAAAAUCAGGUAACGAAGAAGUUGCUAAAGCAAUAACUCAAUGGGUCUUCAAAGAAAACGGUGUAAUUCGUGUAUCAUCUGUUAACCACAAUCGUAUUGGUGAACACAGUCCACCAGCAGCUUAUACCAUCAUGGAUGAUGUUAUUUACACAAUUACCGUUGAAAAAUUAGUGGGUGAGAAAUGGGUACCCUAUGAAGCCAAUGAUUUACAGCUUGAAUUUGUAAGAAUUGAUCCAUUUGUCCGUAUGACCAUGACACCAUCUGGAUACGGUCGUUAUGAAGCGAGAUUUAAGAUUCCUGAUGUCUACGGUGUCUAUCAAUUCAAAGUCGAUUACAAUAGAAUUGGUUUGACUCACUUGUACAGUACUACCCAAGUAUCAGUACGUCCACUUGAACAUACUCAGUACGAACGUUUUAUUCCAAGUGCAUACCCAUACUACGCAAGUGCAUUCUCAAUGAUGUUUGGUGUUUUCAUAUUUUCAUUUGUAUUCUUGCACUACAAAGACACUAGCAAAACUAAAGCUGAGUAAAUUUAUUAUCCACAUUUUUUUUACCUACAAUUUGAUGUACAGACUGAAUUAAAAUUACAGUAAAAAAAAAAAAAUGUGUGAUUGCAUUCCUUUUUUUUAAUUUAGUAUGAGCUUUCAUACUUUUUAAAAUCAAAUAUUUUGUAAUUGUUAGGAAUAUUUAAUGAAUAAAGAAUAAAUUUUUGUCUAA